AUGAUGGACCUGAAGGUGGACGAGGAGGAGGUGGAGAACGGUCAGCCGGUCAGCAUCGAGGCGUUCGCCAGCAGUUCCACGCUGCACGGCCUGUCCCACAUCUUUUCCUACGAGCGCCUCUCCGUCAAGCGCUUCUUCUGGACCCUGUGCUUCCUGGGCUCCCUGGCGGUGCUGGUCUUCGUCUGCAAUGAGAGGAUCCAGUAUUACUUUCGCUACCCUCACGUCACCAAGCUGGACGAGGUGGCUGCCACCCACAUGACCUUCCCAGCCAUCACCUUCUGCAACCUGAACGAGUUCCGCUUCAGCCGAGUGACCAAGAAUGAUCUGUACCAUGCUGGGGAGCUCCUCGCCCUGCUUAACAGCAGGUAUGAGAUUCCGGACACCCAAAUGGCUGAUGAGAAACAGCUGGAGAUCCUGCAGGAGAAGGCAAAUUUCCGCAACUUCAAGCCCAAACCUUUUAACAUGCGGGAGUUCUCGGACCGGGCUGGCCAUGAUAUCCAGGAGAUGCUGCUCUCCUGCUUGUUCCGUGGGGAGCCAUGUAGCCCCGCUGACUUUAAAGUG
Python bivittatus (Burmese python) is the source of this 561-nucleotide messenger RNA. The record is from RefSeq and is a predicted model, not a curated record. NCBI's taxonomy places the organism in Eukaryota, Metazoa, Chordata, Lepidosauria, Squamata, Pythonidae.